UUCCUUCUUUUCCACUUCAUAGCAACAACUCACACACGUUUAGUCAACACUUUGAAAGAAAAAAAGUAAUUUUUAUAAGAUGUUUCAUCAUUAAAAUUUUAUUAUCUCAUAAUUUGACUUUUUUAGGCUCACAAAAAAAGUAAAGUAAAUCAAACUGUUGUCUAAGUGAUAAUAAAAUGACUUUUUUCCUCAUCAUUUAUUAUUUAGUCUCUCAUAAUUCGACAUUUUAUCUCCUAUUUAAAACAUCAGUUCAACUUUUCCCUGCUAAAAGUCCAAAUAAAAGAAAGUGUUGUCUCAGCAGACUCCAACGACCGUCCAUAACGAGACUACGUCCUCUUUACAACUCGCCCUGGUCCAGUUCCGAGAUAAGACGGGAGUCCUCAUUUCAAACAAAACCUUUAUUUGAUGUCACAGUCCACCGCCGUAAAAAAAGAGAGUUCGUUGACCCGAGGGUGGUCCCGGCCCGCAUGUCCCUCGUAAAACUGCUUAUGGCUCCGUCUUUGAUGGACGCCCAAGAGGGGGCGGAGCCAGGACUAUAUAAGGACCAGCAGGUCUGGGCCUCGGCACCUCCUGAGCCCACACCUGCACCAUGGCCUUCGCCGGAAGAUACGAAACCGAAACCCAGGAGGGCUACGACGCCUUCUGCAAGCUUCUGGGUAAAGUCCGGAGCAGCUAAGUGGUUUUUCCUCACCUCAGUCCUCGACCCUCUUUUUCCUCACCUCAGUCCUCGACCUUCCUCUCCUCCUCCCGCAGGCAUCCCGGCCGACGUCAUCGAGAAGGGCCGCGACUACAAGAUCAUCACCGAGGUCACCCAGGACGGGAAGGACUUCUCCUGGACUCAGGUCUACCCCACCGACGCCAAGGUGACCAACAAGUUCACGGUGGGCCAGGAGUGCGACAUGGAGACCAUCGGGGGCAAGAAGUUCAAGGCCACCGUGUUCUUGGAGGGCGGCAAGCUGAGCGUCUCCUUCCCCAACUACCAGCACACCUCCGAGAUCCUGGCAGGGAAACUCAUCGAGACCUCCACAGCUGGGUCGGUGGUGCUGAAGAGGACCAGCAAGAAGAUCUGAGUUCUCGGGGACCUUUUUGGGGUCCAGACUCCGUGAAUAAAGUACCACCAAACCUUCAA
Messenger RNA from Nerophis ophidion (straightnose pipefish), 1129 nucleotides. RefSeq names its product gastrotropin-like. Gene Ontology annotation, molecular function: fatty acid binding. Gene Ontology annotation, biological process: fatty acid transport. NCBI's taxonomy places the organism in Eukaryota, Metazoa, Chordata, Actinopteri, Syngnathiformes, Syngnathidae. The record is from RefSeq and is a predicted model, not a curated record. The transcript is spliced from 3 exons. Gene Ontology annotation, cellular component: cytosol; nucleus. The coding region runs from base 177 to 1070 and encodes 297 amino acids.